GCUGUCACACUAAUGAAUUCAUGCAGAUACCCAUGGCUUAUUUCGGUCAGAAUUGUGAGAAAGUUGUGGAACCUCUGGGCAGUGACAGAUGUAAAUUUUAGCUCUGGAGAGAUAUGUAAAUGAAGUAAUGUCAUAUUUGGUGACGUCAUGGAUUUCGAAGGGUACAGUGUUGCAGUGGUGUAAUGUGAAUUGUUCUUUUAAAGACGUUCUACCUUAUACGAAAACGUGAAUGCUAGGAGGGUUUCGAGAUUAGGUCACGUACAAAAACAUUUGCUUUAUUAUAAUUGAAAGAUUGAGAUUUUGCGUUACAAACUUAUUAUCUAACGGUCAAGUGUUUCAUCGAGAAUAUCACCGAGAGGCUUGCUAAGUAGAAUAGAGCUAGGCUUUGAAUUACUUCACUUUUCAGUAAGAAGCAGAACAUAGCAAAUCACAGAUAUGAUUAACGUUUAGUCGUUAUUGUGUUUACCACAUAAUAACAGGUCUGCGCUGGAAAGAUGAUUCUAUGUUGGAGUUCGCUAAGACGGACGAAUUAACCAACAUUAUAAUUGCUUUAAUAACGUAAUGACACCAUAAAAUAUACAAUUUUAAUAAUGUGGCCUAAUUUGCUUUGUCAAAGCUCUACGUGAAUUGAAAAAGCGAGCGGUGUCAAGGUGUCCUCUGAGUGAAAAAAUGAUAGGCCAUUGUUAGUCCACGGCGGGUAAUCGCCGUCGCCCGUGGACUCGUGCAGCGCAUGUACCGGUAACGUUUUUUUCUUUGUAUCUUUAUUCUUAUGACAAGCUUAGUUUAGACUCAACUAAAGGUAUUUGAAAGAAAGCGCCGUCACGUCGACCCACUGUUCAGCGAGGCAUGGUAAACUAACUCAAAAGAAUAGUGUUUAUCAGUUAUCGAGUAAAGGGAAUAUUAUACGUUAAGGGCCUUGUUAUAAUGUUGUGAUUUAUGCGUGUCUAGAAGCAUCAGAGAUGAAAGCUGACCUGCGAUAUAUUGUGCUUGUUUUCGUUUCGUAUUGUCUACAUUUUUCUCUAUCAGAUAGUGACGUCACGGAGUGCACGUGUGCGAAAAAGCAGUUUACAUGCGCGACGUCAUCAUGCACUUGCAUACCAAUCGAAUGGAAAUGUGACAGUGAUAACGAUUGUGGGGACCAGAGUGACGAAGACGGCUGCUUUUUAGGGGCGGAGACUUGCGGAAGUGAUUACUUCCGGUGUGCAAAUGGUUUAUGUGUCUCAAAUAAAUGGAAAUGUGAUGGUGCGAAUGACUGUGGGGAUGAUAGCGACGAACAAUCUUGUGGCGAUUAUCCUGAAAAAAAUUGCCCAGAAGGACAUUUUCUCUGUGAUAAUAACGAAAAAUGUGUUGUCAACGAUUGGAGAUGCGAUGGUGAACAGGAUUGUAGCGAUGGGUCCGACGAACAUCUUUGUGAUAUGAAAAACUCUGAAGUAAUCGCCAUUAAUGUUACUUGCCAACACGAUGAAUUUUCAUGCGAGCAAUUUGGUGAAUGUAUACUAAGUAGCUACAGAUGUGACGGUGAUGACGACUGCUCUGAUUCAAGCGAUGAGUUUUCUUGCUAUGACCGAUGCGAAGCGAACGAAUUCCGAUGUGCUAGUGGCCAAUGUGUUCCACAAACUAAUCGAUGUGAUGGGUCCGAAGACUGUGGUGACGCGUCUGAUGAAGCUGAGUGCGUUGGGAGAGAAGAAAAGACAUGUAUGGUGAAUGAAUUUCAAUGUGCAAACGGUGUUUGUAUCAGCGAUACAUGGAGAUGCGACGAUGCCGCUGAUUGUGAUGAUAAUUCAGAUGAGACGAAUUGCGAUGUUUCAUUGUGUGAUAGUGAACACUUCCAAUGUGCAAGAACUUCACAGUGUAUUAAAAUAUCAUGGAAAUGUGACGGAGAACAAGAUUGCGUUGACAGCAGUGAUGAAGAAGAUUGUGGAAAUAUAUCUGGAGUCUGCUCUGAUGAUCAAUUUGCAUGUGAUAAUGGUCAAUGUAUAGGAAUUCACAAAUUAUGUGAUGGAAAUCAAGAUUGUUUUGAUUUAUCAGAUGAGCCACCUAAAUUUGAUUGCAAUGCAACUAAUGGCAAGAGACCUAUGUGUUCUGGCAUUCGAGGGCACUGUCAACACUUCUGUCAAAAUACAACAUUUGGAGCCAAAUGCAUGUGUCAACGUGGUUUUAAGUUAGCAGUGAAUGGGAAUUCUUGUCUAGAUAUAAAUGAGUGUUUGGUUGAAAGCACUUGCAGUCAAAAAUGCAUCAACACAAAUGGAAGUUACACUUGCUCGUGUUCUGAUGGUUAUAUUCUACGAUAUGAUAGGAGAUCAUGCAUAGCAAAAGGACCUGAAUUAUCAUUGUUAUUCGCAAAUAGAAUCGAUAUAAGAAAUGUACAAAUUGGUCAAACUGAUGUUGAGCCUGUUGUCCAUGGAUUGGAAAAUGCAGUCGCUAUUGACUAUCAUUUGAAAAAAGAGUUAAUAUUUUGGAGUGAUGUAACACAAGAUCAAAUCAAGUCAUCAUAUGUGAACGGAAGUAAUGUCAAAGAUAUUGUUACAGGGGGACUACAAAGCCCGAGUGGUGUAGCAGUUGAUUGGAUACAUGACUUACUCUACUGGACUGAUUCUGGAACAUCAAGAAUAGAAGUAUCAAAACUGAGUGGACAAUAUCGUAAAGUACUUUUAUGGGAAAAACUCCAAAAACCAAGAGCAAUUGUUGUGCACCCACAUAAAUGUCUUGUAUUUUGGACUGAUUGGGGAAUAAGUCCCAGGUUAGAAAGUGCAUGGAUGGAUGGUCGAAAUAGAAAAGUUUUGACGACAAAAGAUUUGUAUUGGCCUAAUGGACUUACAUUAGAUUUGACGUUAGAUCAAAUAUACUGGGUGGAUGCGAAACAUCAUGUAAUUGAAAGAAUUGACACUGACGGAAAAAAUAGGAAAACAGUAAUAACAAGAGGUCUACCUCAUCCAUUUGCUAUCACUGUAUUUGAAGACAAACUAUAUUGGACUGAUUGGGAUACAAAAAGUAUAAACCGUGCCAACAAAUUUACUGGAAAUGGACUCAGAUCAAUUCAUAAUCAUCUGCAUUUUCCAAUGGGAAUUCAAGCAUAUCAUCCACUGAGACAACCAGAAGGAGAAAGCCAAUGCGCACAAAGUGAAUGCACUCAGUUGUGUUUACCGAAUCCUUAUGGACAUUCCUGUGCUUGUCAAACUGGAUAUCGACUCAUUAACACUACACAUUGUGCAGUUGAAAUUAAAGAAUUUUUGGUUUUUGCAAGGAAAAAUGAAAUCAGGAGAAUAUCAUAUGACGCAGACAACCAUUCUGACAGUGUAAUUCCAUUGAAAAAACUGGAAAGUGCGAUUGCAUUGGAUUGGGAUAAUGAUGGUUAUUUGUAUUGGUCAGAUGUUGGCUCUGAUACUAUAAACAGAGCAAAAUGGGAUGGAUCUAAUCAAGAUGUUGUCAUUUCAAGUAAUUUGGAUUCACCAGCCGGCUUAGCCAUCGACUGGAUAAAUCAUAAAAUUUAUUGGACGGAUGCUGGAUUGAAUCGAAUUGAAGUUUCAUUACUGGAUGGCUCUACACGCUGUGUACUGGUGUGGAUGAAUUUAUACAGACCAAGAGAUAUUGUGUUGCUCCCAUCUAAAGGGUAUAUGUUUUGGAGUGAUUGGGGUGACGAACCUAAGAUUGAACGAUCAUCUAUGGAUGGAAAAGAUCGGGUUGCCAUUGUUGUUGACAAUUUGAAAUCACCAAAUGGACUUGCUCUUGAUUUUGCUGGAGAAAGAUUAUAUUGGGCAGACAGUGGAUUACAUAUAAUUGAAUCUUGUGCUUUUGAUGGAUCAAGUCGUCAAAAAAUUCGGAGUAAUAAUAUGCCACAUCCAUUUGGUCUUGCCCUACACAAGGAUAGAAUUUACUGGACGGACUGGAGCUUGAAUAAGAUACAGAGUGCUAAUAAGAUAACAGGACAAGAUCACCAAAUACUACGAGAAAAUUUGGAAUAUUUAAUGGAUAUUCAUUACUACGAUGCGAACCGUCCACCUUCCUACAACCCAUGUAAUGAUAGAAAUGGGAAUUGUUCACAACUAUGUUUAUUGUCAUCAUCUAACGAAAACAAACCAACAUAUUCUUGUGCUUGUCCUAUUGGACUUGCAUUGGGUUCAGAUGGUAAAACAUGCAACAGCCAUAUGAACAAAUUUAUUGCUGUAGCAAGACGAACUGAUAUUCGGGUGAUCUCUCUUGACGUUCCAUACACUGCUGAUAUAAAACUUUCAUUAUCUGGAAAUCUUAUAAAUGUAGUGGAAAUUGCAGUUGAUCCAGUAGAAGGUUAUCUAUAUUGGUCGGACAUUGGUUCACGAAGUAUUGCAAAAACAAAGAUGAGUUCGUUCAACAGAGAAUCAAAAAUUAUAAUGCAAACAGGUCUCGGUACUGUGGAUGGACUUGCUAUUGAUCAUAUGGAAAGAAAAAUGUAUUGGACAGAUGCUGAUCGUGAAUUGGUGAUGGUUUCACAAUUAGAUGGUUCAUCUCGUAAAUCAAUUGUUUACGAAAACCUGGACUCACCUCGUGCUAUUGUUUUGCAUCAUGAAUCUGGGUAUCUAUAUUGGACGGAUUGGGGAUCUCUACCUAAAAUUGAGAGGAUUGGUAUGGAUGGAACAAAUAGAUCUAUUAUAAUAUCAAAAGAUUUGGUUUGGCCGAAUGGAUUAACUAUCGACGAAGAACAGAACUUACUGAUAUGGGGUGAUGCACACAUAGAGGUUAUCGAAAGCUCGGAUCUUCUCGGAGGAAAUAGAAAAAUAUUGAAAGUAUCUACACCCCAUCCCUACAGUUUAACAGCCAUGGAUGGAUUUCUGUAUUGGACUGAUUGGCAGACUCGUAAUGUUGAAAGACUAAAUUUGAGGAAUCUCACUCAAUCUGCUACGAUGAGAAAACAAUUACCAAAUAUUAUGGGAAUAAAAGCAGUCACCUUACAGUUAAAUAAAAACAUGGAUGAAAUAGAAAAUAAAAGAGUAUGUACUGGGAAAGAAGGAUGUACACAUUUAUGUUUGCGGAGUCCAACGUCAAAAGAAGGUUAUCGUUGUGCGUGUCCGACAGGAAUUAAACUACAUUCAGAUAUGAAGACGUGUAGUAAUAUACCGGAACAGUUUUUACUUUUUACCUCAAGAAAUGAAAUUCGACGACUCUCGUUAGACACUGAUGAAAAUGUUUAUGUUCAAUUACCUAUUCCUGGAUUGGAGAAUGUUAUCGCUGUUGAUUACCAUUACAGAAAAAAGAUAUUGUAUUUUACCGAUGUAUAUCACGAUAUAAUAAGAUCAUCAAAAUUUGAUGGCUCUGAUGCAAAAACAGUGGUGGAAGGAGAUUUGAAAACAAUGGAUGGUAUUGCUGUUGAUUGGAUCGCAGACAACUUAUAUUGGACAGAUACCGGACCAAAUACUAUAUCUGUUUCAAGGAUGGACGGAACAAAAAGAAAAACACUAGUAAAGAAUGCAUUAGAUGAACCCAGAGCAAUUGCUUUACAUCCAUUGAAAGGUAAAAUGUUUUGGACAGAUUGGGGCAAUAAAGCAAAAAUUGAAAGUUCAUAUUUGGAUGGAAAUAAUAGAAAGGUCCUAAUAUCAAAUGGAAUAGUGUGGCCGAAUGGAUUGACAGUUGACGUUAUCGAAGGUCGUAUAUUCUGGGUUGAUGCUCAUUCAUCAAUGAGAAAAGUUGAAUCAUGUGAUUUGCAAGGAAGAAAUCGAACUGUCGUGAUGUCAAACGUGCUUCAUGGAUUCUCUAUAUCUUAUAUGAACAGCAGAUUAUAUUGGACAGACUGGAAAACUCAUGCAAUAGAAACGCUGAAUCUAAGAACUGGAUCUGAUCACCGGACUAAGUUACUGGGUGGAAUCGAAGGUCUAAUGGAUAUAAAGGCUGUAUCUGCUGAACAACAACAAGGCAGUAAUGCAUGUGAUGCAUCAAAGGGAUACGGCGGCUGUAAAGAUUUAUGUUUGAUGCAAGGAGCAGCGAAAAGUGUUUGUGUUCGAGCUGAUGAUACAUCAAAUCUUCCUCUAUCAACUCGUCCCACACCAAAAUUAACAUCAAUAAGAACGAAACCACCUCACCGCUUUUCUACAAAAUCUAAUCCUAUUUUAACUUCAAGCUUGGAAACACCGAGCUCUCCUGAUCAUAAAUCAUACUUUCUUUGGCUUCUUGCUGUCUUAUUGAGUGUAUUCGUCAUCCUAACAAUAUUUGGAAUUCUAGCAUGGAGAUAUCUACUUUCAAAGAAGCUUAGGACAGGGACUCAAGCUGAUACUAUUGAUGUUACGUUUCAACUUAAUCACGGAUAUACAACAGGAAGCCAAAACACGCUUCUUACAAGACUAGAAAUGAGAAGCUCAGGGGCUUCUGCAAUCGAAAUGAAAAUGACAAACUUAAGGUCGAGUGGUCGCUCGACAAGUGCUGCGGAGGACUCACACGAUCAAGAGGCGCGUCAAAAACUUUUGCCACAAAUUCAAGAUGCCCCUGAACAUCUAUCGAAUUCAAACACUGAAAUAGAAUCAGCACCAAUGAUUGAACCUGCAAACAUUGAAGAUGUACAUGAUAAUAUAAGCUUAAUUUCAGCUGAUGUUAUAACUUCAGAUUCAGAUGUUAAAUUAUGAUUGUUGUAAACAUCGAUAUAAAUAUGAAAUGAGACUACAGAUCGCUUUUGUUUGGUCGUCAUGUGAUUUAUCGUAAGCUGUCCAUUUGGGUUAGACAUACCGGUGUAUAUUUUGGCGCUCCCGAAGUAUGGCGCACAACCUGAACUCUAACCUGGUACACAUACUAUGUUCAGGUUGUGCGCCAUCUUGGUGCACAUAAUCUCCGAAGGUCCUAUAUUUUAACAUAAAAUAAUAUUCCUAAGAUAUAUAAAUACCACAAACAAUGCGGCCAAAUCAGCUGGCCCAGAGGACAACACAAAAACAGGAAGGGUCUCAGUGUAGAAAAAAAUUUACAAAAUAUGUCAUACUAUUAUUUUUUUCAAACAUAGCAAGGACGUAACAAGAAACGUAACCCCAAAUAAACUCUUUGUGGUGGGUGUACAAGGGUCUUUAUUUGAGAAGAGAAAAAAGUGUGACAAAUACCAACUUCCUUUCUUCAACAAGUGUGAUUUGAAUGUUUUAUUGAUGGCAUCCAGCUCUUUUAUUUCAACUAAACUAUUUCUGAAUUUAUAUUUUAUAGACAGAUUGCAACAUUCCGAUUAUUUUUCCUAUUUUGUAUAUAUGUUAUUUAAGUUUUUUU
This is a messenger RNA of Styela clava, 7206 nucleotides long. RefSeq names its product low-density lipoprotein receptor-related protein 4-like. Gene Ontology annotation, cellular component: plasma membrane; signaling receptor complex. Gene Ontology annotation, molecular function: protein binding; calcium ion binding. The record is from RefSeq and is a predicted model, not a curated record. Lineage: Eukaryota; Metazoa; Chordata; Ascidiacea; Stolidobranchia; Styelidae.